AUGGCAGACAAAAAGAAACGUCUCGUUUUCUCUAUAAUACAGUUUCUGGAAUCCUCAAUUAAAGACGGCACGAUAAAGCCAGACGAUGCUGAAGGAAUUGAAGUGGCUGUGCAAUGCAUUGGAGAAGCAUUUGGAGUUAACCCACAGGAUCCAGAACAAAUAGCUUUAUAUUCAACCAAACACAACUUGCCACUUAUUUUUAACAUGGCUAUACAGGCUGAAGAAAAGCUUUCAGCAAAGGCUAGCAAACACAUCUUCCUCAAAAACGACAACACUUCCAAAAAGAAAAAGCCUGUAGAAUUAACUCAAGAGCAAAAACAAAAAGCCGAGGAAUUAAAAUCAGCCGGAAAUAAAAAAGUAUCCGAAAAAAACUAUGAUGAAGCAGUGAAAUUUUAUAGUGAAGCAAUAUCGAUAGAUUGUAAUAAUGCAGUUUUCUAUGCCAACAGAGCUGCCGCAUACAGUCAAAUGGGUCAACACGAUAAAGCGAUCGAAGACGCCACAAAAUCUACACAAGUUGAUCCUUCCUACAGUAAAGCUUACAGCAGACUUGGACACGCCUAUUAUUCUAUAGGAAAAUAUCAAGAGGCUGUAGAUGCAUAUGAAAAAGGACUUUCACUUGAUCCAAAUAAUAGUAUUCUAAAAUCAGCGCUUGGAACUGCUGAACAGAAAGUUAAUGAGAUAAAAUCUGGUCCAAGGUCAUCUACAGAUGGCGGAUUACCCGGAUUAGGUCGUGGUAGUGGAGGCCUCGAUUUUUCUACAUUAAUGAAUAAUCCUCAAUUAAUGAAUAUGGCAAGUCAGAUGAUGCAAUCUGGUGCUUUCAAUGAUUUGCUGAAUAAUCCAAAUAUUGCUGAAAUGGCAAACAAUAUGAUGCGUGGAGGCGCUCCUCCAAAUAUGGAUGAAAUGAUGAAUAAUCCUGAGAUAGCAAAUCUAGCUCGUCAAUUCGGUAAUAUGCCAGGUGGCAACAACACAGGGGAUUCAAAUGGAUCGAAAGAUGACAAUUCACGAAAAUCAUCGUAG
This is a messenger RNA of Ambispora leptoticha, 1017 nucleotides long. The record is from the annotation of a GenBank genome assembly. NCBI's taxonomy places the organism in Eukaryota, Fungi, Glomeromycota, Glomeromycetes, Archaeosporales, Ambisporaceae.